CCCUACUCGGCCCCCUGACGUCAGGAGGUAGGAGUGGAAGUGUGUGAGUGUGAGUUCAUGCUCUGGGGUGCUGCAUGUUCUCUCUCACACACACUGCCAAGUAGCCCAAGUCCAUCUUUUCCCUGGCAGCUCUAAGAAGACAGAGGGGGGAGCUUCCUGAGUCAGGCUGACACAAGGCCCAAGACUGAAGCAGGCAACUCCAGGAAGCUUUUGGAGGCCCAACCAUAAGUUUCAUCCCCAGCCCCGUCCACUCCACACUCUGAAGACGCGCCUACCCACUGGGCUUCUCCACCAUGUCCUCUGAGCCCACCUCGCCCCCUGUAGUGCCACCUCUGCACUCCCCCAAGUCCCCUGUGUGGCCCACGUUCCCCUUCCAUCGGGAGGGGAGUCGCAUCUGGGACCGGGGCAGCAGCCUCCUGCUCAGAGACCUGCCCAGCCCCCUCCCCACCAAGAGAACCAGGACCUAUUCUGCCACCGCUCGGGCCUCGGCUGGGCCUGUAUUCAAGGGCGUCUGCAAGCAGUUCUCGAGAUCCCAGGGCCACGGCUUCAUCACGCCAGAGAAUGGUACAGAGGACAUAUUCGUCCACGUGUCUGACAUCGAGGGGGAGUAUGUCCCCGUGGAGGGAGAUGAGGUGACCUACAAGAUGUGUCCCAUUCCACCGAAAAACCAGAAGUUCCAGGCGGUGGAGGUGGUGCUGACGCACCUGGCCCCCCACACUAAGCACGAGACAUGGUCCGGCCAGAUCAUCGGCUCCUAG
Molecule: messenger RNA, 758 nt
Organism: Dromiciops gliroides (monito del monte)
Lineage: Eukaryota; Metazoa; Chordata; Mammalia; Microbiotheria; Microbiotheriidae
Gene: CSDC2
Product: cold shock domain containing C2
Exons: 4
Coding region: 294-758 (154 amino acids)
Biological process (GO): regulation of mRNA stability
Cellular component (GO): cytoplasm
Molecular function (GO): mRNA 3'-UTR binding
Source: RefSeq, a predicted model, not a curated record